AGAAAAGCCGGCCGCUGCCCCACCGCUUCCAGACCGGACUGCCCCAGCCUCCUCUCCCGCCCGGCCUCCAGACCCGCGCACAAGCUGUUGGAAGUGAAGGGAUGUCUUCUGCCAGCUCCGUGGACAUGAUUGAAACCCCCCCAGUCCUCAACUUCGAAAAAAUCGACUACAAAGAGAUAGAAGUGGAAGAGGUUGUUGGAAGAGGAGCCUUUGGAGUUGUUUGCAAAGCAAAAUGGCGAGGGAAAGAUGUGGCCAUUAAGCAAAUAGAAAGUGAAUCUGAACGAAAAGCCUUCAUAGUAGAGCUUCGACAGUUGUCACGUGUGAACCAUCCUAAUAUUGUCAAGUUAUAUGGCGCUUGUUUGAAUCCAGUGUGUCUUGUUAUGGAAUAUGCUGAAGGAGGUUCUCUCUAUAAUGUCCUACAUGGAGCUGAGCCUCUGCCUUACUACACUGCUGCACAUGCUAUGAGUUGGUGUUUACAGUGUUCCCAGGGCGUGGCAUAUCUUCACAGCAUGAAACCGAAGGCUCUCAUUCACAGGGACCUAAAACCACCAAACUUGCUCUUGGUGGCUGGGGGGACAGUUUUAAAAAUCUGUGAUUUUGGUACAGCCUGUGAUAUUCAGACACACAUGACCAACAAUAAGGGAAGUGCUGCUUGGAUGGCACCAGAAGUUUUCGAAGGUAGCAACUACAGUGAAAAAUGUGAUGUAUUCAGUUGGGGUAUUAUUCUUUGGGAAGUGAUUACCCGUAGAAAACCUUUUGAUGAGAUUGGUGGUCCUGCUUUUCGAAUCAUGUGGGCAGUUCACAAUGGUACUCGACCACCACUGAUAAAAAAUUUACCUAAGCCUAUUGAGAGCUUAAUGACUCGCUGUUGGUCUAAAGAUCCUUCACAACGACCUUCCAUGGAGGAAAUUGUCAAAAUAAUGACACAUUUGAUGCAGUACUUUCCGGGAGCCGAUGAACCUCUGCAGUAUCCUUGCCAAUAUUCUGAUGAAGGCCAAAGCAACUCUGCCACUAGUACAGGCUCAUUCAUGGACAUGACUUCCACAAAUACCAGUAACAAGAGUGAUAUCAACAUGGACCCAAACGACUUUCAAGGAACUUCCACCAAUGACACUAUUAAACGCUUAGAACUGGCCCAGCAGAUGAAAAAUUCAGCAAAGCAGUCGGGAGAGACUGGCCGUUUGCCUCCAUCUCGUGGUAGCAGUGUGGAGAGCUUGUCAGAAGUUCGGGGGAGACCACAAGCGACCCUUGUUUCUGGAGAAAGCAAGCGAAUGAGUGCUGAUAUGUCUGAAAUCGAACCAAGAAUUGUUGCUGUUCCAGCCUUUCCCAAACCUAAACGAGGCCAUCGUAAAACUGCUUCAUUUGGCAACAUUCUGGAUGUCCCAGAGAUCAUCAAACCAGGCAACGGACAGCAGAGGCGCAGAUCCAUUCAAGACCUUAGUAUUGCUGGAACAGAUUCCAACCAGGAAAGCAGAAACAGCAGUAGAUCAUCUAGUCCUAGUGUGAGAAUGAUCACUACGCCGGGACCAACCUCUGAAAAGCCAGCUCGUAGUCUUCCAUGGACACCUGAUGACUCUACAGAUACCAAUGGGUCUGAUAACUCCAUCCCAAUGGCAUAUCUUACAUUAGAUCACCAGUUGCAGCCUCUAGCACCAUGUCCAAACUCAAAAGAAUCUAUGGCUGUGUUUGAACAGCACUGUAAAAUGGCACAAGAAUAUAUGAAAGUUCAGACGGAAAUCGCAUUGCUGUUGCAGAGAAAGCAAGAACUAAUAGCAGAACUGGACCAGGAUGAAAAAGACCAGCAAAAUACAUCACGUCUGGUACAAGAGCAUAAAAAGCUUUUAGAUGAAAAUAAAAGUCUUUCCACAUACUACCAGCAAUGCAAAAAACAGCUGGAAGUCAUCAGAAAUCAGCAACAAAAACGUCAAGGGACAUCAUGAUUCACUGGGACUUCAAAUUGACAAUUGAUGCACAGAAAAACUUCUUUUUUUUUUAAUUAUCCCAUAAUAUGACAACUUCUGAGUGUUUCCUUAUUGGUGUGUGCUGAAUGUGUAGACGUACCUGCUGCUCUUCCAGCAUCAGUUCAGUAUCCUUUUUAUUUGGGUGAACAUUGAGUUUGAGAAAGGUAAGAGCAGCUACAUGAAUAGUCAGCAGCACUAAACAAAAAGCAAAAUGCAAUGAACUCUGGCUCUUUGCAUGCCCCUUGUGUGAUGGCUACCCUACCAAAAGCGAUUAAGUGGCUGCUAAAGUAUAAGAUCUUUUGGUGUUAAUGCAAUAGGAGCAGUGUAGAAAUUUUUCAAUUUUUAAAAUGUUUUUGUUCUUGUCUCAUCUUGGACCGUUAGCAAGAAUCAGUCUUUUCCCAGGUCUUUUAUCUUGCACCAAACUCAAGAAGUGAUGCUGGCUAAACAGUGUAUUCUAUUGAAUAGUUCCAGCUUCUACAUUAAAAAUGGGAAGUCUAAACUGAUGCCACCAUCACCUAGUUGAGUGCUUGAUCACCCUGCAUCUUGUAAUCUUACAGUCAUAAAAUCCUGUGAUUUCUUUAUUUUAAGGGUUGAGGAACGAGAAGGGUUUAUCAACACCAUAUGUGCGAAUUUAGGAUAAAGAUUCAUUAAGCCAAA
Elgaria multicarinata webbii is the source of this 2618-nucleotide messenger RNA. RefSeq names its product mitogen-activated protein kinase kinase kinase 7 (gene MAP3K7). The record is from RefSeq and is a predicted model, not a curated record. The coding region runs from base 102 to 1940 and encodes 612 amino acids. NCBI's taxonomy places the organism in Eukaryota, Metazoa, Chordata, Lepidosauria, Squamata, Anguidae. The transcript has 17 exons. Gene Ontology annotation, biological process: positive regulation of canonical NF-kappaB signal transduction; protein phosphorylation; JNK cascade. Gene Ontology annotation, molecular function: ATP binding; MAP kinase kinase kinase activity; magnesium ion binding.